GGCGCGCGCGGGCCGAGAGGACUGGAGCCCAUGGAGCCCCCAUCGUUUUCCACCACUGGGCCUCAAAUCCUCAGGGCGGCCCCCGGCAGCGACGCUAGUCUCAUCGUCCCACUGCCCUCCGGUUCACCACCUUUUGAAUUUGAAUGGAGUCGAGCGGGAGCGAAACUAGACGACCGCUUUACCAGAUCGGACGACGCGGGCGGCGUUCGUCUCACCAUCACCGCUGCACAGACCGGAGACAGCGGUGUUUACACCCUGCAAGCUAGCAAUGCUGCCGGUAAGGACACGACCCGGGUACGACUGGAAGUUUCCCCGGACGAAAUGCCAACAGGCGAAGACCCGCCAACUUUUCUACGACGUCUGCAGGACCUUACGGUGAAGGUCGGCACGCGGACAAGGUUUCUAGUCGAAAUCGUCAGUUCUACCGAAUGCAGCGUGACAUGGUAUCGCAAUGAACGCCGAUUGUUAGAAGCGGAACGGAUUGCCUUGGUACGCGAUGGAAACUUCUGGUGCGCGGACAUCUCUGCUGUAAGCGUGGACGAUGCCGGCAGAUGGACGUGCACGGCGGAAAACGUUGGGGGCCGUGCCAGUUGCUCGGCUCAUCUCAAUGUUUUAGUUCCAAAGGCCUACAAACGUCCAGAAUUUGUAGAAGAACUUCGAGCGUUACUUACAGAACAAGGUACAGUGUCGCUCGAGUGCAAGGUGGUAGGGGUUCCGACUCCGGUGCUUCGGUGGUUUAAGGAUAGUCGUGAAAUCAAAGCUGGAGAUGUUUUCGCUUUGACUGCUAAUGCUGAAGAUCCAACCUCCCUUGGUACUUAUACGUGUGAAGCAGUAAACUGUAUGGGCAGGGCCUAUUCGUCAUCAAAAGUUCACGUAGUCGGUCGUGCCAGCAGAGAAGGUUCCUCACGACCAAGCUCUGGAGGAAUAACACCUGAACCACCUCCUAUAUUUACCAAAGAACUAGAGGACCAUUUCGUAAGAAUCUGUGAGCCUUUAACUUUAAGUUGUAACAUCGUGGUACCGCCAUGGCCUCGCAAUGUCGUCUGGUACAAUAAAGAAGGAAAAAUCGACCCUAGUGAAAGGUAUCGUGUUCUAGAAGAUGGCGUUGGCGGUUAUUUGUUAGAAGUACCAACGGCCGAGUGGCCAGAUGAGGGCGAAUGGAAAUGCGUAGUGACGAGUACAGGCGGUCGAGUCGGCAUUUCUACGUGUUAUGUGUCCAUGGAUGUGCCAAAGAACUAUCGGAAACCACGUUUUAUGGAAAAUCUACAAGCUGUUUUAACAGAAGAAGGUCUCGUGUCUUUUGAAUGCAAAGUCGUUGGAUUCCCUACGCCAGUAUUAAGUUGGUUUAAAGAUGGACAAGAAUUAAAACCUGGUGAUGUGUAUCAGCUAACUGGCACAAACUCUUUGGGUUCCUAUUGCUGUAUAGCGAGGAACUGCAUGGGUCAAGCUAGUAGUUCUGCAGAACUGACAGUAGAAGAUAUCCAAAAUCAGUUAAAUGAAGAAGAAAAAUUGCAAUUAUUUUCGAAAAACCAAGCCCCUAAAUUUUUGCAAGGCUUAAAAAGUGUUGAAGCUAAAAUUGAUGAACCAUUCCGUUUUACUAUUAAAGUUGCUAUUCCGCCUGAACCUACAGUAUCGUGGUAUCGAGAUGAUCAACCGGUUGAUGAAUCUUUGCGUUGUCAUCAUGGAAAAGAAGAGCGAGGUGUAUUCUUCUUAGAUAUUCAGAAUCUUGAGUUUAUGGACCAGGCAGAAUGGAAGUGUGUUGCUAUGAACGAUUUCGGACAUAGCGUAACGUCAUGUUUCCUUAAGUUAAUAAUACCGCGACAUUAUAAAAAACCUCGAUUCCUUGAAAAUCUUCAAGCAAUAUUAUCUGAUGAAGGUGCUGUAAAUUUAGAGUGCAAAGUAAUCGGUGUUCCGCAGCCAGUUUUAAAGUGGUAUAAGGAUGGUGAGGAACUAAAGCCAGGUGACAUACAUAGAAUUAUCUCCGGUCAAGAUGGUACUUGUUGCCUCGGUACAUAUACAUGUGAAGCUCAGAAUUGUAUGGGUAUCGCAGCUAGUUCAGCAUCUUUACUUGGCUUUGAAGAUUCGAUGAAAGCAAGAAGUAAAAAGAAAGCUGAUGAACAAGCUUUGCAAAGAAAUUUAUCAUUAAGUACGAUUCAUGAAGAGCGAACAUCCCAAAUGUAUGAUACCCCAGUUGGUGAUAUAACCUUAGAUGAAAAAGGAGAAAUAUCAUUUUCUUUUGAUGGUAAAGAAGUAUCCGUUUCUUUAUACGAAACACCGGAUUUAACAGAAGAGGAAGCAUUACAAAUAGUGGAAAUGUAUGCGGACCAGUUAUCAGAAAAUGUAACAGAACAUAAUGUAGUUGAGCUCCCUCCUUUAAGAUUUGUUAAAGAGACUUCAACUUCAGGAAAUUUAUUAAUGGAGGCUAUAAUUAUUGAUGUUUCACCUGAGUAUUUUACAUCUCCCGAAGAAGAUCUCAGAACUGAAGCUGAUAUAGAAGAUAUCUCAAUUGCGGAUGAAAAUGGUCCUCCGCAACUUUCACUAGACCAAGAAGCUGAUGGUGAAGAUUAUUUGGAAAAGACAAUAGCAUUAUUAUCAGAUGAAAUGACGGACUUUCCUAAAAAGAAUAUUAGAAAAAAAUCUGAUUCGCAGAGAAGUGUCGACGACUACUUUAGUUUAUCGCGUGAUCAAUCACUUUCAGAGGAAAAGAAAGACGACGAUACUCAAAUUUUAUCCGAAAGUGAUCUUCAGAGCUUCGCAAGUGCGCAUAGUUCUGGAAAACCAAAAUCAAAAUCUUCAAAACCAUCGAUUGAAGACGGCCAAGAAUCUUCCGAUAUUACAAAGACAGUUGUACUUAAAGAAGAUCUACAAAAUAAGGUGAUUGAAACAGAACCUUUGAUAGCGACACCUAUAAAACAGAGGCGAAGCUCCCGGAGAUCUAGUUCAGGUAGCGAAAAAUCUUUAAACAAAAUGAAAGAUAAGGAAAUAAAAACCGAAUCGGAAAAUGUUUUGAAAAAUUUAGACGUUAAUAAGGAAAAUGUAAAAACAGUGAUGAACAAUACUAGUUUAUCUCUAACAGAGGUAAUAAACGAAAUACAAAUCCUUGAACGUGAUAUUAUAUUAAAAUCCGAAUUCAUGUCUACUGCAGCUACUGCAUCAAACAGCUUGGAAAUAAUUAACAGUUUAAUAACGCCAUUGUCGGAAAUACAUAGUAUAACAGACGCUAUAAGAGAGAUGGUUUGUGAAUCUUCCGAAAACAUAACACCAUUAUUGAAAACACUUCCACCAUCAUUAAAAAAUCUUCAAGAUUCACUUACUAUAAUUAGUAAGUGCAUUGACGUAGAAAGUGACAACAAGACUCUUGUUAAGAAAACAUGUAUGUCUAUUAUUCGAAAUUGUGGUCACCAAUUAGAUAAUAUAAUAAAAAACUUGAAAGAAACCAUUUGUAAUGAAUACCUAUUUGUUGAAAAAAUACAGAUUUCUAACAUUGAAACUAUAACAACAAAUUUAAUAAAUAUCAUACAUCAUAACAUAGACGUUCUCAAAAGUGAAGAAAAUAAAAAAACAGAAAAGGGUAGUAACCUUCAGGAAGCAACAAUAGAAUCAAAACAUUUACAUGCUACUCAGAAAGCUAUCCACGAGCUCAGGGGAUCAUUGAGAUCACUAUUGUUUAUAAUAGAGGAGGUAGAUAUUUGUAAAGAGACAAAUUUUGGUAAAAUCAGAAAAAGUGAAAUUAUACUAAACGACAUGUCAACGCCUAUCCAAGACCUACAAACAGCUCUAGAACAGAUAGAAAUUCUUUCAGUAACCGAGUCAAACUCUGAUUUACAAAAAUAUAAUACAGAAAUUAUAGAGAAAGCUAUGGAAUCAGUUUUAAAAUUAAGAACAUCAUUUGAACAACUAUCAGGAAAGGAAAGUAAUAUUGAAGACAAGGCUGGAUUAAGUGUUGUUUUGUAUGAAAUAAAAACAAAUAUAAAGGAAAUAUCAAUGCAAUUAGAUGAACUUGAAACAAAAACUGGUAAAUUUGACAUUUUAAAUAGUGAUAAUAAGUUAGAAACACUCCAAAAAAUUGCUCAAAUUUUGAUUAAUUUGGAGAAUAAUUUACCAAUACUUGAAAGUUUUUCUAGCAUAAAAGGCUACAUGACGGAGUUUCAUAAAAAUUUAACGAAAGUUCUAGAAAAUGUAAUUGAAAGCAAUGAUGCAAACAAAUAUUUUACUUUAUUGGAAAUAUGCGAUGCUGUUAACAGAAUGAAUACAUCAAUCAAAAAUAUAGAAUCAAACAAUGUUCUGUCUCUGGCUAGCAUAGGCAAUACACUUAAAAUAAUUCACACGAAUGUUUCCAAUAAUGUGUUUGAACCAGAAUUAAAUUUUUCCAUGCUAGAAAAUAUCAGCAAUUUGCUAGUAUGUAUUCAAGAAAAUAUGAAUAAAGCAGAAGAGUUAAAUAUAACCGAAAAUUUGGAAGAAGUAAAAGAUUUAUUAUUAGAAAAAUAUGAAGAAAGCAAAGUCAAAGUUGUGCUUGAAAAUAUAGAACAAACUAUUAUUGCUAUCGGUAAUGUAAUAUCACACGAAUCAUCAACUUCAAUAGACUUUACUUGGAAAAAGGCCAUGGAAAACAUUUGUCCUAUUUUAGAAGACCUUAAAUAUUGUAUUGCUUCUUCAAACGUGAAAGCUACCGAAAAAGAUGAAAAAAUAUCUGAUUUAGAAAGUUUAUCUUUGUCACAGUCUAUUGCGAAUCCACUCAUCGAUUUACAUCAGAAUAUAAGUGUACUUAAUCAAGUUAUAUGUGAAAAUGCUGAUAGUCAAGAAUUUAGUCUAUUAGUGGAAGACUAUGCAAAGCCACUUUUAGAUUUACGUAACACCUUAGAGAUUUUACAACAUGAUGUUAUGUCUCAAUGUAUUGAUAAUGUAGCAUACCCCGAAUUGAACACUAGUAUUGCAAAUGUCGUAGAAAAUCUUAAAAGUUGUAUAGUUAUGAUUCAAGAGCAACAUGUAAUAGAAGCCGCUGACGAUAUGUCCACAUUAGAAGAUAUAUCUGGAAUAAAAACUACUGCAGAUAUAUUGCCUAGCGAUGAUUUUGUAACGGUAACUGUUAAUGACAUGGAAAAUGUGCAAUUUGCUGAAGAAGCUAUACCGUCAGCUACAGGUCAAGCUUUACAAAUAUUAAAAGAAAAUAUUAUGACGUUGCAAGAUUCAGAACUAUUAAAUUGUAUAGAGUCCGUUGAGAUUCCUGAGUAUUCUUCUAUUAAGUCCAUCAAUAUUAGAUUAGAAGAGAUAAGUGCUCAAAUAGAAAGUAUUUUACAGCCCAUUACUAUGGAGUCAUGUCAGGAACUGACACGUUAUUCCCAGGUGGUAGAAAUUAUUCAACCACUGCAAGAAAUACGACAGCAUUUAUCAGUUAUUGAUAUAGAUAACAUUCCAGUUUGUACAGAUAUUACAGAAUCGACUCCUGAAAAAAUGAGCUUUAUAAAAGAAAGCAUACAAAAUUUCAAAAGUAAUCUAAAUGACUGCUUAGACAUUUUACAGUCUGCUAUUGAAGUGACUGAUAAUGCUAUUGAUAUAUCUUCUAAAAUAAAUACUUUACGACGGACAUGUGACAAAGUAAUUAGUUCACUUGACCAAUUAGAAGAAACCAUAUUAUCAAAUAAAGUAAUCAUUGCAAUGAAUGUUCAAUUAAAGGAAACAGUUAAUCGUUUUGUAGAUUCGAUACGUUUUUCUGACAAUACGCAACAAGUGAAAUCUGCAAUAGAAGAUCUUUAUGAGGCUGUAGUUCCAAUAAAAGAAGAACUGACGUAUUUGGUGAAACAAAAUCCCGAAUUAUUAUCAAUAGAGGAUAUAUUUACACAACUUAUUAAUGAUAUUGAAAAUAAUAUUAUUUCUUUAGAACAAUGUAAUUUUGUUAAUCUGGCUCAAUUUAAUAGUUUAAAAAAUAAAUUAAGUGAAAUGAAAGUGACGGAGUAUCAUGAAGAACCUAAUGAUAAAGAAGAAACUUUAAAUAAGCAUUUAUCUGACUUAAUAGCACCACUGGAUUUGAUUUACAACAAAUUGCAAAAACAAAUGUUAGUAGAGAAAAAAGAGACCGAAGAAACAGGAGAGAUAGAUUCAAAAUCAUUCGAAAUGCAAUUAAGUUAUAUCAAUGAAAAUAUUAAUAAGUUUGAAAAGUGCCUUAAUCUUGAAAAUAUAUCUAUAAAUGGGGAAGAUAUAUGUCUGGGUAUGAAAGUAAAUGAAACAAUUCACUGUAUUUUAAAUUCUAUAAAAACUACACAAAUGUCUGAAAGUUUAAAAACAAUUUUGCAACCCAUUGAGGCUAUAGCAAAGAUGUUACAGCGUAUUUUACCUGCAGAAAAUAAAGAAGAUAAACAUAGAUCACUUAAAGAAAAGGCAGAAACACUUUUACAACAGAUGGAACAUUAUAUUGAAAUUAUAGAAAUUGUUGAAGAAGUAUCUGCAGUGAUAAAAAUAGAAGACUUGAAAGAGUCAGCAAACAUUGUGAGAGAAUUACAACAAAGUAUUGUAACUUUAGAUCCAGCUUCUGAAGUUUUAAUUGAGAGUUCUUCAAAUAACAAAAUUAAGGAAGAACAGGCAGAAAUAGUUCAAAAACUACAUAAAGCCUUGAUAAUGUUGCAAACUCAGGCAUUAGAGAGUACACAGGAACUGACAACAACUGCCAAUGAAGAUAUACGGCAGCAAAUUAUAGAAGUUGUAUCUGAUUUACAAAAUGACUUCAUUGCUUCAACAGGCAACAAUGUAAUCGUAAACGAAAGCUCGACAACUUCACUUCCUGAAAUUAUUCAAGAAGAAACAGAAAAUAAUACUCUGGAUGAACAAAAUACUCAAGUUAUUCUUGAAACAGACAAUAAAACAUUUAAAUUAGCCGCCCCACAUCCUAUGGAUGAACCAGAAAAUGCAGAAGAUAUUUUCUCAGAGCCUGAACAACCAAUCGAAGAUUUACGAUCCAAUGAUCAAGCAGAACAGCAUAAUAAAAUUGGAAAUUUAUUAACUCAGACGAACAUUCAGCACGAGCAAAAUGUCAUAUACGAAAGUUUAAUUUCCCAAGAAUUUGAAGAACCUGAAUACGAAGAUAAUUUGACAAGAAUUGAUAAAUCUUCGAUUAAUGAACCUGAACUUAAAGAGCCAUAUUCUAAAUCUGAAAAACUAGGUACUAUAAAAGAUAUACUUUUAGAAAAUAUAACAGAAUACAUUUCUGACAAAACAAUGAUAGUUCUUUCCAAAUUAUCCCACCCGUUACAUUGUGAACAUCUUAAGAAAACAAUUGAAUUAGCGACCCAGUUAUGGAAUAACACUAAAAGCGAAAGUUCUUCUUUAGAACAGACAGAAUUAUCAAGUUUUUCGACAGAACAAAUUGAACUAGUGUUAAGUUUAAAUGAAGCCAUAUUAAUUAUGUAUGAAACAACCUUUGAAGAGAGCCAAGAAUUAGAAAAUAAAGUUGGAAAAGAUGAAUUGGAUAUCUUUAAAGAUGUCGUUAGUAAUUUACGCAUUACACUUCAGGAAAUUAUAAGUAAUGUGAACACAUUAACAUAUUUUACUCAGGUCAAUGAAUUACAACAAGAAGAAACAAGUAUUAAAGAUCCAGUUGAAAAUGUUCAGUCUAUUCCUUCAGUAUCCCAAACGAUAACUGGAUCGAAUCAAAUCGAAAAAAUUAAUGAUCUAAAAUAUAAUACUAUGGAUACAAAUGUAUCAAUAGAAGUUGUAGGUAGUUUAGAAAAUAAUAAUAAUAAUAUCAAAACUGAGGAUAUAUCUGACAUAAAAGUGUCAAUAACUGCAACUGAUUUAAGCACAGCAAAGAAAGAAGCCCCCCUUAUUAUUUGUAAAACGAUAACAGAUACAAAAUAUGCUAAUGAGUUUGAUAUAGAAAUAAAAGAGAAGAGGCCAGUAAAUAAAGAAACACUAAUCAAAUAUUUAAGUGAUUAUAUUUCUGAAGAUAUGGUGAAUGUAAUCGACAAACUGUCACCUAUUCUCAAAUUAGAAGAUGUUAAGAAAUCCAUCCAGACAGCCCAUCACUUAUAUAAUAUUCUAUCUUCAGACGAAUCUGAAAACCUUAAUUUUACAACAGAGCAAUUAAAAAUUGCUUUAUUGUUGGAUAACGCUGUGUCAUCGCUAUGCGAUUUCCCAAUUCAAGAAGCUGAAGACAGUAAUGUCACAAACCAUGAAUUAAAAAAUGCUAAUAAUGUCAUGAAAGAACUGCUAAAUAAUCUUCACGCCGUAAUCGAGUCGACGUUGACCGAAUCCGAUUUAGAAGUUUUGGAUAUGGAUGAGUUUAAGGUUUCAAUAUCUAAGGAACCUUUUAAAUUUAGAUUAUUAACAGACGAUAGGCUUUCAGAUACCAAAUCGUCAAAGAAAACAAGUGAAGAUGCUAAAGAAAGUAUUUCAUGUAUUAAAGAUGUCGAAACUGCUCUUCCUACUCAAAUAGAAACGACUGACGAUUUAAUAAGUUGCGAUGAAUUGUCAAUAGAUAUGCAAAGUAUUAAAGCGGAAAUAAAAAUAGAAACGGUUAAAGAUACCAGUUUAAUGAGUGAAAAAAAUGUAGAAUUUAUAUUACCAAAUAUAAAGCAAGAUUUACAAUCAAAGGAUGGUGACAUUGACUCAAUAAUAAAACUAGAAGACGUUUUGAAAGAAGUAAGCGAUAUGAUUGAUUUAUCAUGCGAUGAUAAUUUGGAGCCAAUACAGAAUUCUCUCGACGAAGUACAAACUAUUAUAAUGGAGUUAAAAAGUGAUUUUGGUGGAACUAUAGGUGAUGCAAUCAAUGAAACUCUUGAAGAUUUAGAGUGCAAUGUAAGAAGUGUUCAACUUCAGAUUAACGAACAUAGUCCACCAUUGCUUUUAAAGGAAGCUUGUUCAAAUUUACAAGUGCUUGUUGCACAUUUAAGUGAAAUAAAUGAUGUUGAAAAAGUUCUAAGACCCCAGACGAAUCAGAUUACAAAUGAUAUACUCGAUUUAUGCUCAAACGAUGUUGAACAGACAAUUGAUUUAAUACAAAUAGUUUCAAGUUCAGAAAAUACAGAAAAACUAGAAAAUGUAAUUUCUAAUUUAAAUAAAAUUAAGGACACAAUAAAGUUUCUAAGAUCAAAUUUCUUGACUAAUGCAGAAACUUUAAUUAUGGGUGGAAUCCAGAUUAAUCAAAGCUUAGAUCAAAUCGAAGAUAACAUUUUCUGUUUAGAAAAAGAUUUAGAGUCUGAGAAAAAUAUUGACGUUAUAUCUAGAGACAGUAUACUAUCCGCCAUACAUUCAAUUUAUGGAAGUAUCUCAAACAUGAGAGGAACUGUUUCUAGUGUACAAAAGAAAUAUAUGUAUGAAAAUUACGGGGAACCAUCGAGAUAUUUAUUGCUAUCUAUAAAAAAUGUUAUGGUUUUAUUAAAAAGGAACGAAAAUUUUAAUUGGAAGGAAUUUGCCAAAUCACUACGAAAAGUCUUAAAUCAUUUUGAAGAUGUAAAAUUUUACAUUAAUUUUGAUAAGACAGCUAGGUUGCCUAGCGAUGCAGCUUUUACUAAAAUUAUUCUUGGCGAAUUACAUUCUGUACUGUCUGGAGUCGUUUUGCAAAAUGCAAGUGAUUUAGAUGUGGAGCUAAGUAAACAAACGUGUGGUGCCAUAAAUUAUAUAAAUGAAAUAUUAAAGAACAUAGAACAAAUGACGACAUUAGAAGUAAAAGAGAAAAUACCUAUUUUUAAAGAAUUGUCUAAGAAAAUGUUUGAAUUGACAGAAAAUAUUAAACUUUUUAUUGAAAACAAAGAUAAAAGUGAUUACAACAAUGUGGACAACAAUACCAACUUGACUCCUAUAACAGAAUUAACAACCGUUCACGAGGGAAAAGUAUCUGAAAAUGUAAUAGAAACUGAUAGUAUUCAGAAUGUUCCAAAUAUUGAGGUAGAAGGUAUGGUAUCUGAUUUAUUGAGUAAAAUGGAUGAUAAUGUAAUAGAAGAAAAAUUAGUGGGUACAGUAGGUACCAAAGAAAAUGUAUCUUCAAUAGAAGAUAACGUGAAAACUGAUAAGCUACUUCAAGAAAUUGACAAUGCUAAUGAUUUAAAAGAUCAAAUUGACCAUUUACAAUCUGAAAAAACACAAAAUAUAUCCUUAAAAUCAGGAACAGAAGAAGAGUCAUCAAAAGAUAUUAAAAACGUAGACAUUAUUUCGGAACAUGAACACUGUGACGAUAGCAAAAUCGUUAAAAAUGAGACUAGCAUAGAGAUCAAUAAAAAUUCUGUUGAAAUAGAACAAGAAACAGGGGCAACAGAGCAUGACAAAAUUAUUGAUAUCAAUCAAGAAAUUGACAAAAAUGAACGGUUAGAAAUAGAAAAAAAUGUCGAUGACAUAGACAUAAGUUCUACGAUUUCCGAAAACUUUAAUAAUGAAUUAAAUCAACAAGACAUUGCACUGAUUGACAAUAGUAAAGAGGACGUGGAAAUUAAGGACUCUGAAAAGGUGAAUAUUGAAAGCCUUGAAAAUAAAACCACUGUUGAACAAAAUGAACAGAAAGUUGAGGAAUGUAAAUUACAAGAAAAAGACGAAAAAAAUGCAGUAUUUACCGUAGAAAAAGAAGAAAUAACAAAAUUGAUGGAGACAAAAGACGAAAAUACUAAAACCGAUAGCGCUAGUCUAUUCAUACAAGACUCUAUAGUAAAUAAAGAUGAACAAACGGAAACCAUAACAAAUAAGAUAGAAGAACCAGAAAAAUCUCAUUUAAUAAAUAUGGAAAUUCAAGAAAAUAUAAGCAUUCCUACAGAUAAAAUGGUAACUGAAAAUAUAAGUGAUCAAAAUAAAGAGAACAGUAACUUUGACAUUAAUAUAAAAGAUAAUAAAAACAUAACGAAUGAAAAAGACAUGCUUGUUGACGUACAACUUUCUGAAAAUAAAAAUUCUAUAGUUGAUCAACACAAUGUUGUAAGUGAAUCAUUAAAAGAAGAGGAAAUUAAAAGUGACAUAAAAUUGGAGAAAAAGUCAGAAGAAGUUAUAAUUGAGGAGGUAAAUCAAUUUGAACAACAAUCAAUUAUUGAAAAUAAAUUACUCGAAGACCAAAAACAAAAAUCCAGCGAAAUUGGCAUAAGAAAAGAGAUGGAAAAUGCCAUGUGUUCAAUAAAUAUAGAAUCAUCAAUAACUCAACCGCAAUCUGUUUUUGACCCCAUUGAAAAUAAGACUUUAGAAGGAGAAUUACAAGAAAAAACACUUGAAGAAAAGAAUAAUAGUCAGGAAGAAACUGAAAAUAAACUGGAAAAAAUAAACCCUGAAAAUAUGGAAUACAUUACAAUUCCUUCAAUUCCAACUCAUGAAGAUGAGUUUAACAAAAAUGAUGUAUCACAAAAAGAAAUAAUUGAUAAAGUAGGCAGUGAAAAUAGUGUUCCAAAUAAAGAAAACAUUAAAGAAGAAAAACUUCAACAACAAGAGGAAGUUCAAAAAAAUAAAAAUGAAUUACAAGUUGAAAAAGAUCAAGAGUUUAAUGAUAACAAGGAAUGUUUACAACAUGGUAGCGUCAGCAAUAUUGUAGAUCGUGGAAAACAACACUUAGAAGACAAAGAAAGUUUAUCUUACACAGAAGAGGUUAUAAACAACAAAAAUGUAAACGAAUUACCAAUCCAAAUCAAUAUUGAAGAACAACCCAAAUCAAUAAAAAACGAAGAUAAAUUCGAAUAUAAAGAAAAAGAUGAUUAUAUUGAUAAAGAUAAAGAAUAUUUAAAAACGGAAGAUGUUGUAAACGUUGAAGAAAUAACUAAAUUUAUAGGUGGCCAAGAAUACGAAAAAGCUCAUAUUAAAAGAACUGAAGAGCAACAAGAGAAUAAAAAUGAGGAGAAAGAAAUUGAAAGAGACCUUAUAACGGAAAAUAAAAAUUUAAGGUCAAUUGAAGAAAAAACGAAAGAUUGUCAAGGGCUAAAAGACAAACAAAUCAACAUUAACAAAGAUAUUAGUGACAAAAACGAAGAAAGAAUUAAGGAAAUGAAUGAAAAGAUUAAAAUAGAAACAAUAACUAGUGUAGAAGUAAUUGAUCAAGUAACUUCCCCGCUAAAUAUUUUAUUGGAAAUUAAAGAACAUGUAGAUAUUAAAAUGGUUGAGCCCUUAAAUGAAAUUAUAACAAACUUGGUAUCUGUAAGCGAAAACAUCGUUGAAAUUGUACCUAAUAAAGAAGAUGAAAAAAGAAUGGAAACAACAUAUGAGACGUACCCAAAUGUAAGUUGUAUAAGCGAUGAAAUUUGUGAUAAUAAUUUAGAAAUAGUUAAUGUAAUUGAAAACGAUUCUGGUAUCUCUGAUUCAAAAGAUGUUGGUGAUAUUUUCUUAAAAAACAAACUAAAAGAAGACUAUGAUCAAAUACAUUUAGAAAUUGCUAGUCAAAUUGAGCAACAGUCGGUGAAUUCUGAAAGUACAUCAGAUAAAGCAAAUAUAAAAGAAGAAGUCACUAUCAAAAGUGAAUCAAUUUGCGAAAAUUUACAACCAGAAAUAAGUCAAGAGUGCAAAGAAAAUAACUACAAAAUUAAAGAAAUUGUUACUGAAAUAAAAGAAAUCGAAGAAAAUAAUAAUUUAAAGUCACAAAAUGAUAUAAAGGAUGAUGAAUUUAAUGAUAAUGACCAACCAGCACGGCUUGGUCAAAGUACUUCAAAAAAUAAAGAAGAAACUACAAUAAGUGCAAGUAAAGUAGCAGAUGGUCAUGAAUCAGACAAUGCGAGUCAAUUGCAAAAAGUAGUUACAGAAGCACAAGAAGUUUUACUAAAUAUAGAAGAAAAUCAAACAGAAAUCUGUCUAGGCUUGAUGCCAGAGACCGCUGAAGAUAUACAGACUGAGAUAGGUGUCUUAAAGGAUACUGCAAUACAAAUCGAUCAAAAUAUUAAAGAAUACUUAGGUGAAGUAAAAGAUGAUGUCCAAAAUAUUGAGUUACGCGUUGAAACUGAAAAAAAAGAGAAAAAUUCUAAAAGUAGCAAAUCUAUGGAAGUUAACAUCUUAAGCAAUGUAACAGAAACCUCGGAAAAAGAAAUUAAAUUAGUAGAACAACAAUUGACAAAGCACAACGAUGAAGACAUUGAAACACAUGAUAAAAAAGAAAAAUAUCAGUCUAUAAAAGAAGAACUCAAGAUUCAAGACAAUAAAUCAAACGAAAAUGAAGUUAUAUUAAAUCAGUUACAAGAAGAAAGGAGUAUAGAGCAAGAAACAAUAGCAACACAAAAACACAUAAAAUCCAACGAGCAAACUCAGGUGGAAACAUUAACGAAAGAAGAACAAAAUAAAAGUAACCAGAAAAAAGAAUCUCCAAAUAAACAACUUAAAGAAAAAAGAAGAUCAAAAAAGUCGCGUGAAACUGCAAAACAAACAGCUGCAAACAAUGAGGUAAAACUCCAAGAGGCGGAAGACAAGGAUCUUGAGGUAAAUAAGAGUCAAAAUAAUAAAAUAGUUAAAUCUGACGAAAACCUUAAGCUACAAGAUAGUCAACCUAUGGAUGCUAAAAAUAUACUCGUUAAAAAAGAUGAACAACCUGAAAAGCAAAAACAGGAUAACGAGGGAUAUACAACAAAACAAAACGGAACCAAAACAGAAGAUUUAAAAGAAAACAAAGCCGAAACUGAUAAAUUGAUGAUUGAAAGAACUAAAAAAGAAGAAGAAAUUCUCGCAGGGAAAGAAGCUAAAUUAAAAGAUAAUUUAGAAGUUCAGGAUAUUUCAGGGCACAAAGAUGAAAUAAAUAAAGGGUUAAUCUUGGAAUUAAAUAAUACACCGACAUUAAAAGAGAAACAAAAGAAAGAAAAAUGUCUCUUUAAAGUAGAUGAUCAUGAGGUUUCAGGGAAGCUAGAAAAUAAUAUUUUAUUAGAAAACAGUCAUAAAAAGGAGAGUAUAAAAGAGUGCUCUACCUCCAAAGUUAAAGACGAUCGUCAAGAAAUCGAUCAGAGAAAAGUAUAUCCAGUAAUCAAGGAGCAUUUGUUAACGGAUUAUGAAUCAGAAUUCUCUAGACCACCAGGAUAUAUAGCAAAACCAAUUUGUAUAGAAGAAUCACCAUCGCAAGUAGAAAUAAACACAAAGGGUCAAACUAUUUAUAAAGCACAAACUCUACUUCGAGAGUCCCAAUUGAGAUCGUCGUUGCCUCCAAAUAUGGAUCAAAAUUUAUGUAUUGAAAAGCAAUCUCAAAUUAAAGAAAGAACAAAGGCCGUUAGCGAAUGUAGAAGCACAUUAUCAGAAAAACGUAGUAGUUCUGGUCGAGAUAAUAAAAGAAAACCUGUUUUCUCCACAUUUUUAACAGAUCGUACCGCAGUGGAAGGGUCACGAGUUAAACUUACUUGCAGUAUUUUAUCACCAACUGAUCCCACAGUAACGUGGUACAAAAAUGGUAAAGAACUAGAUAAUAAACAUAAAUUUAGAAGUAAAUUUGUUGAAGGUUUGAUUACUUUGGAAAUACUUAAUGCAAUUCCAAGUGAUUCAGGAGAAUACAGUUGCAAUAUUGAAAACGAAAAUGGGUCUAUAACUUCAUCUGCUAAUCUUAAAGUAUAUCCGAGCUUUGAAGCAUCUCCAAUACCACCAACAUUUACCCGGUCUAUACGUGAUAAUUAUCAUUUAGCUGAAAAUGAAUUAAUACUAGAAUGCCGCAUCCGUGGACAACCUCUUCCAACUAUAACAUGGCUCAAAGACGAUAAGCCCAUUGUAUUGAGCGAUCGUUAUCAGGCACAUUAUUUAGCUGACGGUGUUUGUAGAUUAACAAUUAGUUCUCCUAAUACUGAAGAUUCUGGAAAAUAUACUUGUAAAGCUGAAAAUUCUAUGUGGUCUGAUCAAAUUUCCCAUGACGUUUACUUUACUGGUAAAAAAAGUCGUUUAAGUCCAAAUCUUGCUACAGUUGAAAAAGUACAUUUCAGUCGCCAUGCACUAGAAUCACGUCGGCCUCAUUUUACAAAUGUUUUAUCGGACCAUAAAGUAGUUUCUGGGGGUACAAUAGGUUUACAAGUAGAGAUAAGAGGUUCACCCAUUAGAGUAGAAUGGUUAAGAGAAGGACAUUCCAUAACAGAAUUGUACAGAAAUGCACAGACAUACGUUGAUCACGGAAUAUACACUCUAGCUCUUUCUGACGUAACAGAGCAAGAAUCUGGUUUAUAUACAUGUAGAGCAUAUAGUACGCAAGGAAAUGUCGAUAUGAACGCAUCUAUAACUGUUGUUCAACCCAAUCAGUAUGAGGGUAAGCCUGCAUCAAUUGUAAGUCGGCCAGAAAAAGAUGUGCUCAUUUCCGUUGGUGAAGAUUUAAAUAUUUCAUUUAGAGUUCAAGGAGAACCUAAAGCGAAAGUUUUCUUUAUGAAGGGUAUACGUGAUAUAACAAAUAGUCAACGUGUUUGUAAGAUGACAUCGGAUGAUUAUGUUAAGUUUACCUUAAAGAGAACUGUUGUGUCUGAUGCGGGAACAUAUUGUAUCUUCGCAAGAAAUGCCUAUGGGUGUGAUAGAGCUUUCGUAACGGUUGUGAUUAGGCAACGUGCUUCUUCUGACAGCCUUAUUUCGGAUUGGACUUAUCCUAUGGACGACUUAGCUAUUUCAUCGAUUGAUCGAAACUAUAAAUCUGUUCCAGAUAGAAUCCCUAGUGAACCUAGUGCUGUUGAUGGUGGAAAUAAUUGGAUCUCUCUUGCUUGGCCCAAGCCCGAUUCACAAUCAAAAGCUCCGAUUCUGGCUUAUAAAGUAGAAAGUUGGCUUCUUGGGAAAGAAGGUGGAGCUCGUUGGGUAGAAUUAGGAAUAACUCCACGGAACUCUUUUGAUGCUUUUAACUUAAAACAAGGCGAAGAAUACCAUUUUAGAGUCACACCAAGAAAUCGUUAUGGUUGGGGUGAAUCAGUACAAACAUCCGUACCUAUUGGCAUUGGUUUAGCAGGGGAUAGACCAGAAUUUAUGGAUAUUUUACCGGGUCAGUUGAAAGUACUUGUUGGGGAGACGGCAACUUUGUCCUGUAGCUUCAAAGGAAAACCAAUUCCUGAAAUAAUGUGGAUGAAAAAUGGCCAUGAAAUUGAAGAAGAAGUAGGCAGGGUAAAUAUAGCAAUAACUGAUUAUAAUUCUUCUUUACGAAUUGAGGCAGUACAACCAGACGAUGAAGGAAGAUAUAGUUGUGAAGCAACAAACAUUCAUGGCCGGUCUUCUACUUAUUCAAGAAUGGCAGUUAUUACAGAUCGACAAAUAUGGCAAGCUGAUGCUAAGCUUAAAAGAGAAAGAUCAGCAGGGGUCGAUGGAGAAUACCCGCCACAAUUUACAAUGCGCCUGAGAGAUCGACGCGUACAAGCAACAUACCCAGUUCGUCUUACUUGUCAAGUUGUUGGAAAUCCAAUUCCAACAGUAAAAUGGUUUAAAAAUGAAGAGGAAGUUUUCUUUGAUGGUCGUCACACUGCGUCGCAAGAUGAAUAUUUCUAUACGUUGGAGAUUGCUCCAACAACAUUAGAAGAUGGUGGAGUAUAUGAAGCGAUGGCUAGGAAUGGUUGUGGUGCUGUUAGCUGUCGCUGUAGCCUCGUGGUCGACAAGGGCAUCAGAGCAUACAUAGCACCGGAAUUUUGUUGUGGUCUUGAACCACUUUAUCAUUUAAGUGAAGGGGAUGAGCUACGAAUUUCAGCUAUUGUCGAGGCUUAUCCUUCAGUUGGUGUGACUUGGUAUCGCGAUGGAGUGAGAUUACGACCUAGCCGAAGAGCAAUUAUGACUUUAGAUCGAGAUGGCCAAAUUGAAUUGGCAGUUGCUUCUGUAACUAGUCGCGAUGCUGGUGUUUACACGUGUACUGCCUCAAACGAAGUAGGAAUGGCUUCUACUUCUGGUAAGGUAGAAAUUGUGUCGGGAGAACAUGUGGUAGAAAAGGCUAUAGCUCCACCUAUAGUUGUUACUUCAGACGCGCCUUAUUCAAAAGAGCCGAUGUUUAUAAGGAAGCCUAGAUCUAGUGAAGCUCGAGAAGGAGAUACAGUAAUUAUUGAGUGUGAAGUGAUUGGCGACCCCAAGCCUGAUGUUUAUUGGCUAAGAGAUUUCUUAAAGCCUGAUUACUAUCGAGAUUCUAGUCACUUCAAACGCGUGGGCGAUGGACCCGCCUAUCGCUUUGAAAUUCCUCAUGCAAAACUGGACUAUACCGGCGCAUACUCAAUAGUCGCUCGAAAUAUACAUGGUGAAACGAAGGCAAUUAUAUCACUCCAGAUAUUAGCUAAAGAUCUUACAUGUGGUGACGACGUUCAUAAUAUUAGAUUCGGACGUGUAGAUGUUAUUCCACGUUUCGACAAGGAACUAACAGAUUUAUUGUGCUAUGACGGUGACGCGGUUGAGUUCGAAUGUAGUGUUACCGGAAAUCCCGAUCCAGAUAUUAGAUGGUUCCACUACAAAGAGAUCGUCCCAGACUGUGCUGACUUCGAAUCUUCGUAUGAAAUAGGCAUAGCAAGAUUAAAAAUUAAACAAGUGACCGCUGAAGACGAAGGGACGUACACCUGUGAAGCUUCCAACAGUUUAGGAAAAUCCUCUUCAAGCGCCUGUCUCGUCGUUUAUCCUCCCGGUGAACCCAAUACUCUGAGCCAGCGUCUGCGACGGCCGCCCGCACUUCUCUCCGCUGCUUCUACGCCGCGCUCUACUCCACGCACAACACCCGCUCGCUCGCUCUCUCGAACGCCUGGUCCAGAUCCAAGACGUUUUUGCAGUCCAUCUCGUGAAAUUGCUCCGAAAUUCUACACCUACCCGUACAACAGAGUUGCUGAAGAGGGUGACACCAUAGUAUUCCAAUGUGCUGUUAAAGGUCUACCGCCACCGUGGGCCACAUGGGAUAAAGAUGGUAUCAUUAUAACACCCUCUGCAAGAAUUAGUAUUAAGGAAAAAGAUGAAAUGUUUAGAAUUUUAGAAAUUGAACAAGUUACCAUAGAAGAUGUAGGUCUGUACAGAAUAUCAUUGGAAAACGAUUAUGGAAGAGCGGAAGCUUCAGCACGACUUGAAGUUAUUACCCAAAAAGGAAAAUUUUAUGGUACAAGGUCUUACAGCGUUUCUCCAAGAAAAACCUUACCGUAUAGAAGACGUACGCCUUCUUUUUCCAAACAAGACUGAUAGCAAAAAAAAAAAAAACAAAUCAAAACAUGAUUUCAUUACAAUCUGUUAUCGAGAGAGUAGAGACGUUGACAGUACUUUUUUUAAACAGUAAGUAUUAAACAAAAUAUUAAUGCUAUUGCGAAUUCAUGGGUACCCAUUUUACUUAGCAAUGCGAAUAAUACAAACCCAUUAUGUUUAUAAUAGUGCAAUUAUAAAAGCAUUAAAAUUUCUUUCAGACAAUAAUUAGUAUGGAAGGCGGCUACCAGCUUGAGAACAAUGUUUGCUUUUGUUUUCUUCGAAUAAACUUUUAAUUUAUUUUGCAUUUUAUUUGUAGGAUGGUUUAGACGAUAUUUUAUUGUUUGAUAAAUACGUAAUUGUAUCAAAGUUAUUACAAAAGUAGUUACGAGUGUCGCAGAAUAAAUAUUUCAUUAAGUUAAAUGUAACUAGAAUUUAUUUGCGUGCAGCUUGCGAUUUGAUGUUUACAAUUAUUAAGCUUCUCAAAAACAAAAUUUGUUUUGCGAUUUUUAAUUGUACACGUACCGGUACAGAAAACAGACAUAGAAUAAAUGUUGGGCCAAUAUCUCACGUUCUUUAAUUCGAACGUGAUCUGUAUUGGUUAAAUGGAGGAGAAUCUGUUUUCGUGAAUGUAGGAAAGGCUUUUAUUGUUUUUUGUAAUAGGUUUAGAUUAACUGGUACGUGAGCGAUGCGUGAAAAUAUAUUUACUCUCUAAUUUAGUGUUUGAAGUACAGAAGAAUCGUUUUAAUAAAAUUUGUAUAUUUAUACCUACGCUGUUUGUUAAAUGUUUUAGAUAGUUGCAAAUCAAUAGCGUACCCGGGGAUUUAUUAAAUAAAUUGUAUCAUGAUUA
Messenger RNA from Nymphalis io (European peacock), 18844 nucleotides. RefSeq names its product titin-like. The transcript has 29 exons. The record is from RefSeq and is a predicted model, not a curated record. Gene Ontology annotation, molecular function: protein binding. The coding region runs from base 31 to 17997 and encodes 5988 amino acids. Lineage: Eukaryota; Metazoa; Arthropoda; Insecta; Lepidoptera; Nymphalidae.